CCGAAUUCGGUGGCGCCACGUCCGCCGGUCUCCGCCUUCUGCACGGCGGCUUGGGCGGCUUCCGCGUCGACACCUUCCACUCGCGGAGCCGGCCGCGUCGUGAGGGGGCCGGGACGGGGAGUCGGGCGGCUGUGCGCAUCCUGGCCACCUAAAAGGCGAAGAUGUCGGACAUCGGGGACUGGUUCAGGAGCAUCCCGGCCAUCACGCGCUAUUGGUUCGCCGCCACCGUCGCGGUGCCCUUGGUGGGCAAACUCGGUCUCAUCAGCCCGACCUACCUCAUCCUCUCGCCCGAAGCCUUCCUCUAUCGCUUCCAGAUUUGGAGGCCAAUCACUGCCACCUUUUAUUUCCCUGUGGGUCCAGGAACUGGAUUUCUUUAUUUGGUCAAUUUAUAUUUCUUGUAUCAGUAUUCCACACGACUCGAAACAGGAGCUUUCGAUGGGAGGCCAGCCGACUAUUUAUUCAUGCUCCUCUUCAACUGGAUUUGCAUCGUGAUCACUGGCUUAGCAAUGGAUAUGCAAUUGCUGAUGAUUCCUCUGAUCAUGUCAGUACUUUAUGUCUGGGCCCAGCUGAACAGAGAUAUGAUUGUAUCAUUUUGGUUUGGAACCCGAUUUAAGGCCUGUUAUUUACCUUGGGUUAUCCUUGGAUUCAACUAUAUCAUCGGAGGCUCGGUCAUCAAUGAGUUAAUCGGAAAUCUUGUUGGACACCUUUAUUUCUUCCUAAUGUUCAGAUACCCAAUGGAUUUGGGAGGAAGAAAUUUUCUCUCCACACCUCAGUUUUUGUACCACUGGCUGCCCAACAGGAGAGGAGGGGUAUCAGGAUUUGGUGUGCCCCCUGCUAACAUGAGGCGAGCCGCCGAUCAGAAUGGCGGCGGCGGGAGACACAACUGGGGACAGGGCUUUCGACUUGGGGACCAGUGAAGGAGCGGCCUCUGGCCUGCCCACCACCGCUCUGCUCAGAUGAAGUUUCCUGCCAGUGCUGGGUGUACUUAACAACCGAGUUCUAGCUAACGCUGUUGGACCCGACCCGCACUGAAUGUAGUCUUUCAGUACAAGACACAGUUUUUUAACUCCUGAAGAAAAAUAUAAGUGUUCCUCGAGUUUCACGAUUCUUGUUCAAGUCCUUACUGCUCUGAAGAACAAAUGUCACCUCUGCAAAUCUCAGAACCAACUAUAUUUUUUGGGGUCUUCUCUUCCUUUUCCAUCUGAAUAAUGGGUUUUGGCAGGUCCUGGUCUGCUGGCACCAAGCUGAGCAUCGGGUUGGGUCACCAAACCCUUGUUGAAGGGACUCUUACCUCUUUCUUGCACACGUCUCCUUCCUGCUUUUCCCUACUUCCAAAUUUGCAGCUAGAGGAGGGUGCCCAUAAAAUGGUUCUGCUUUUAACAAGCUCUCUUAUUUAUUGACUUUUGCCAAGGCUUGGUCACAAAGAACUUGUUCACACCGUUUUUUACCCCUUUGGUGGCAGAACGGUACCCAUAGGGGAGAAGACUGGAGCAGCAGAUGAAGCGCGCUCUCAGCUUUUGGAAUUGCUAGGACCUGAUAUCAGUUGCAACCAUUUGCCACGUCUUCAGCCGUUUUUAUUAAAAUAACACCACUGAGUCAGCGAGGGCCGCAGAUUGGUAUUAAUGGGGCAUGAGCAUUGUCGCUAGGCAUUUUUUCCCUAAGUUGAGUGAUCAAAACUGUUGUGGAGUUGCAUCUUAGACUGGGGCUAGGGUUAAACUGUGCUGGGCAUAAUCCCUUUGCAUCUCACGUGUGGGGCUUUCUGGCUUUGUGUGUGCCCAAUGUAGUUGGGUUGUGUUGUCCUAGAAGGUUCCAGAUCACAUUUGCCACAGGGAGAUGCUCUCUGAGUGGCACCUGGGUAUCGAUUCCAUUUCAUUCUCAUUCUGGAUAUAUGUUUAUGGAGAAGAGUGGAUGGGAAAACCUAUUUAAAUUGUCUGUUUUUAAAUCCCCCUUCUCCCUUAAUGGCUACACGCUUCUCUUAAUUGUGAGGAAAGUGCAGCUCCUCUGUACGUAGAUCCUAUUUUAAGAGCUAAUAUAAGCACAUCUAAGUGAAUCACACAAUUUUGGGUUGUAAUGACUUUAGAAUCAUUUGUGGUUGAGGGUCCUUAUUAUUUUGAGUGGAGUGUACGAGUCACGAAUGUACCUCAGUCCAGCUCAAAUACCCACAACUCCUUGUCCCAGGUGGGCUUUUUCCAUCAGAGCUAGGCUUGUCACCAAAUAAAGUUUUUUGAAGGCUGUGAUGUUUCACACAGUUCCAUAUUUUGUUUUUCUUCUGAAAGCAGACUGCUAGGGAGCAGUGUCGAGUGGCUGCCAUGCUUUGAGUCACCUGAAAAGGCUUUGCACAUUUUGGUCGAUUUCUUUUCAGGAAGCAUUGUGCACUAACAGGAUGACUAUUUCUGCCCCACUCUUAAACAGUGAUGUGGGUUAUCCUAGGAAGUGGGGCUUUGAAAACAGCUUAUUUCUAAUAAAGUUUGUGUGUACCUCUCCAUGUUUAAUUUAUGUGAUAACAUAGGUGGGGAGAAGCUGAAUCUUAACUGUCAUACGUUCUGCUGUUGACCCGUGGCCACAAUAAAAUUGACUUGUAAAGUUUUAGAAGCCAUUAUUCCUGUUAUGUCGCACAUGCAGUCAUUGUACUGGAGUGGGAACUCACUGUCUGUAAGAAGAAUCUCAUGGUAAGUGAGCCAGGCUCUCUCACACCCUCAGCAACUCCACUGCCCGAGAGCGGUGGUUUUUCCAAAGGUUAUAAGUAUUAUUUAGAAUUCUUCAGUUCAAGGCAAAGUGUUCAUUAAAUUCUUCCUCUUAAACGUGUUUAGGAAGCCGAUGAUUUUAUUAAGCUCAUCUGGAUUACCUAUAUUUUUGGAAUCAUUUUAGCUAAGCAAGCUAUUUGAGAUUUGAUUGAGCAAGGCGAGACAUGCCAGUGGAUUCUCUUUAUGAAUGAAAAAAAAAAUCCUUAUUUUGUAUAGAGAAAUUACCUUUUUGUAACAUCCUUUUUAUUGGUAAAAAUUGUGAAUUAAAAUGUACAAGUUGA
This is a messenger RNA of Equus caballus (horse), 3025 nucleotides long. RefSeq names its product derlin 1 (gene DERL1). Gene Ontology annotation, biological process: endoplasmic reticulum unfolded protein response. Gene Ontology annotation, molecular function: ubiquitin-specific protease binding; misfolded protein binding. Lineage: Eukaryota; Metazoa; Chordata; Mammalia; Perissodactyla; Equidae. The record is from RefSeq and is a predicted model, not a curated record. Gene Ontology annotation, cellular component: Hrd1p ubiquitin ligase ERAD-L complex; endoplasmic reticulum membrane.